This is a messenger RNA of Chrysemys picta bellii (western painted turtle), 2491 nucleotides long. RefSeq names its product methyltransferase 15, mitochondrial 12S rRNA N4-cytidine (gene METTL15). Gene Ontology annotation, molecular function: rRNA (cytosine-N4-)-methyltransferase activity. NCBI's taxonomy places the organism in Eukaryota, Metazoa, Chordata, Testudines, Emydidae. Gene Ontology annotation, biological process: rRNA base methylation. The record is from RefSeq and is a predicted model, not a curated record.
GUGACUGGCACUUCUGUAGUAGGCUGUGCGUGUAUAACUGUAGUGGUGAUUGUGUGGGUGUAUGUUUGUGAGUGAGUGAGAAGAGGUUGGUAUGUACCUGAGGCAGAUUUAUGCAUAUGUUUCUAUGCAGCUGAGAGGUAGGUGUGGGAGCAGUAGGGGUUGUGAUGUUAAUGACAAAUACGUGUCGGAGAUAAAACCCCAUACAGUGCGAAACCCUGACCUGGGCAGGCCCGUCCUACGUAUCUGCCACUGGCAGAUACCCGAGGUGUCUUUUAAAACGUUCGCAACGUUGCAUAGCUUUUCAUGCCAAUAAGGUAUUAGUGUAUUGAAUUGCAUAUGACGGGAUGAUGCGUGUGGGCUAUGUACAGGAAGUGGUAGUAUGCAACUGACAAGAGUGUUAGUGGGUUUGUCUGCAGUUGGCAGCCGUGCUGAUUGGUAUUGUAUGUUUCAAGGAGAGCGUAGUGUUUAUAUACAAGGGCAGGUGUUUGUAUAUAAGACAAGCGGGGGGAGCGGGCUGUGCACAGCUAGGCGCUGGUGUGGGUGAUCGAGGAGAGUGCCCUGGGCGGAGAUGGGAGGGGGUACCCGGGGCUGGCUUGAGACUCGUGCAAUGUGACUGUCGAGAGAGGGAUACGCCACGCUGGGGCCCGGGGGGAGAUCCUGAACGGUUUCUUGGGGGCCACUCCCCUCCGAGCGUUUACAUCUCCCUGGUCCCUCAGGGAUCCUCUGCUCCCACAUGAGACAGGUCGGGGCUGCCGUCGCAGCAGCAACAUGCAGGCGGAACUGAAGACAGCGGUGCCUUGUUGCAAGGGGAGGGGAGGCCGGGCUGGCUGUGCAUUCAUACCCCGGCAGCGAGAGAGGGGCAGCGGCGUGAUCUGCACUAACUGCCAAUUCAUUCUGUUAUAAAAAGAACAAAUUAGCCUAAAGUAGUGGUUCUCAACCUAUUUACCAUCGUGGGCCACAUAUGCAGUUCUCUAUGUGUUAUGUGGGCCGCAGCCACACAAUAUAUAUACUACCUGUAUGACCCCAAGGAUGUCAUAUGGGCUGAUUGGGCUGCAAGCAACCUGUGGGUUGAGAAGCACUGGCCUAAAGGAUAUAGCACUCCACUACUAAAAUAAAGAAGAUAGGUUGACCUAACUACAGUAUGGUGCUGUUUCGGUAUGUGUGCCAACUCUACAAACGAUUGCUUCUGUCCAGUUUAGAAACUAGCUCAAUAAAUGUAGGUAUUUGGGCCAGAAAUAUACAUUCUUCAGCGGAAAGGCUGGAAGUGACUUAUGACUAUGGAAUUAAAAAACAAACGAUGCAUAACCAUGAAGUUCAAAAGCUACAUCAAACUGCAGAUGAUGAAGAUUGUAGACGACCACACAUACCAGUGAUGGUGAAAGAAGUUGUCAAUUGUUUAUCACCCCAGCAAGGGCAGCGUAUGCUUGAUAUGACGUUUGGAGCAGGAGGUCAUACUACAGCUCUUCUACAGAAAGUAACUGAUAUUACAAUAUAUGCACUAGACAGAGACCCAGCAGCUUAUAAAAUAGCUCAGCAACUUUCAGAAUCAUAUCCGAAACAGAUUCAGGCUCUUCUAGGGCAGUUUAGCCAAGCAGAAACCUUAUUAAUCUCAGCUGGAGUAGAGCCAGGAAUGCUAGAUGGAGUUCUUUUGGAUGCUGGGUGUUCCUCUAUGCAGCUUGAUACUCCUAAAAGAGGUUUUUCCCUGCGAAAGGAUGGCCCUUUGGAUAUGAGGAUGGAUAGUGGCAGGUAUCCUGACAUGCCCACUGCUGCUGAUGUUGUGAAUGCUUUAGAUCAACAGGCGCUUGCGUCCAUCCUGAGAACAUACGGGGAGGAGAGGCACGCCAAGAAAAUAGCUUCAGCAGUCGUUCAGGCACGCAGCAUCUACCCCAUCACCAGAACUCAGCAGCUUGCCAGCAUUGUUGCAGGUGCUUUUCCAGCAGGAGCUUUGUAUGCCCGAAAAGACUUACUUCAGAGACCUACACAUGUUGCCACCAAAACUUUCCAAGCCUUGCGUAUAUUUGUGAAUGAUGAGCUCCGCGAACUCUAUGUAGGGUUGAAGAUAGCUGAGAAGUUUCUGAAACCUGGAGGUCGACUUGUAGCCCUUUCUUUUCAUUCACUAGAGGAUCGUAUCAUCAAACGAUUCCUUCAAGGAAUAGAUGUUUCAGAAAAGUUCAACCUUAACAUAAGACAAAAGAUAAGACAAGGACAAAAAAAUUAUUCAGAACAAGAUGUGGAAGAAUUCGUCAGUGAAAAAUCCAACUCAAGGUGGACAUCUAUACAGAAAAAAGUGCUUACUCCCCAGGCUGCAGAUGUUCAAGAGAACCCAAGAGGGCGGUCUGCCAAACUAAGAGCUGCUAUCAAACUGUGAAAUAAAAUAAAAUACUCUGAUUUUCUCUUUAUAUUAAAUAUGCUUUUGUAAAUGUUCAUCUUUCAGACUGUACAGAGAUGGUCAAAUUGAAAAAUAAAAGGAAAGAAAAUAAUUGAUAUCUUA